UAGUCUCAAAAAAUCAAAAUUCAAAAUUCGUUAAAAAUUUUUGUUCCCUUCAUUUACAUAUUUUAAGUUUAAAAACCUUUUGUUAAAACAAAGCCAACAAAUGACAUGCCGUGAUGUCACACGCGCGUAACAUAAACACGUCGUCAUUAAAAAAUAAAAAAAAAACAAAAAAAUUCGAAAAACUCAAUUUUAUAAAUAAAAAAACAAUGUUUUCUGUGUAAACGCAACGACAAAGUUAACGAAAAGUGUAAAAAAAACUUAACUAUAAAAAAAAUUCUGCUAAUGUUUGAAUAAACUGUUAAAUAACAUUAACAGUCAACACUUAUCAAUUCGAUACAUAAAACUUGAGAGGCAAGUUUCAUAAGAGAAAGAGAAAAUUUAAACUCAGACAGCAGUCAAAGAGAAGAUUAUAACUGAUCGUUAGACGUAGAGUGUGUUAAUUACCGUAUUAUGUGUAACUUUUAAUAUAUUUUUCAAAAAAAAAAGUAAGAUUUCAAGAAGAGGCUGUGUCGAAGAAGUGAACCAAUAUAAAAAAUAGAGAACUAAGCCAAGAGAAAAAGAUUUUAUACGACCGUUAUCCUUUUCUUUCGAAUACAAUGUAACUGCGUUAAAUAUUUUUUAUUAUACUUGCAAUGAAAUUAACUCUCCAAUAAUAUAAACCUCUUCUCUGACUCACUAUGCAUGUGUUGACUGCUUAUUAUCCUCGAGAAUGUCGUCAUAUGGCUGAUAUAUUUUACGGUUUCAUGAAAACUGCGUACCAGCAAAAUAUACAUUGCGACGGAUAAAAAGCUUAUCACAUUUAUUUCGGCAAUUGCCGAUAUCAUGCAAAUGUAGUGUAGCUAUUUAUGGCUACUUUUACUAGUGAAAUGCCAUCCUUACCUACGGCGGAAGUAUUAGCUGAUGCCACUACUGUCACUCCGUCAAACAGCGGCGGCAUUGAUGCCAAUACGUCUGGUACCGCAGAUACCAGUAGCGCCUCAACCGUCACGCCCAAUUAUUCAACUACCUCAAAUACAAUAUCAGCCGCAGCUGAUUCCAGUGACAAUCAAUCUGAAACACCGCAACCUCAAGGAAGAAUUACUGAAAGUCAACAGGAGCAACAACAAACAACUACUCAUCAUUCAUAUGCUCCCAAUCAUGUAUAUGCAGCCGCUGCAAAUUAUUCGACGGGUGGUGGCAUUUAUGCUUCUUCUACUUCGCAUAUGGAUUUAGUUUCAGCUAAUCAUCUAGGCCAGCAACAACAGCAACAUUCCAAUUAUUCAUCUUCCUAUUUAAACAGCUACGAACAGUUUUAUCAGCAACAACAACAACAACAGCAAUCGGAUAAUUAUAAUAAUCCUUCUUCCAGUCACUUAACAUACGCUAGCAAUGACUAUAAACAAGCAGGCGGAAUACGUUUUCAUCCCUAUCUUCAAACACCCAUCUCUGGUGGGCAAAUAACGUCAGCAUCUUCGGACAACAAUAGCAAUAACAAUUUAAAUUCUAGCCAACCUUCAGUAGUUGCAACGAGUGCCAUAAGUCCUCGGGUAGUAAGUUCCACUAGUCCCUCAUCAUCCAGUAAUGCUGUAAUACUUAUAAGCGGUGGUGCCAACAAUAUAAGAAGUUUGAGUACGGGCAAUUCAACUUCUCCUUCAAUUACCACGUCUACAUGUAAAAAAUGUGGUUUAGUGUGUGCCUCUGAGCCCGAUUUGCAGGAGCACAUAACCAAUAUGCAUGCCAUUUCACCAUAUCAAAGCGGCAAUUUUGCGAGUUCCACUUAUGUCAAAGAAGAAUUGCAGCAGCAAGCUACAUCCGCUAAGCCGAUCAACGUCUCAUCAACUCCAACAGCUCAAUCGGGCAGCGGCCAAACUAAUCCUAGUGAUAUUUUAGACCUUGACUCGCAAAAAAUGCUGUAUCCACCUGCCCCCGAUGCAAUGCAAACUGUAAUGCAACAACAUCCGACUGCAUCUCGCGAUCCUUUGCAAUCAAUGCAUAACAUGCAACAAAGAGCUGGAAUUGCACAGUGGCAUCAACAAAACAGUGAAGGUCUACCAGCUUAUAUACAAUCUCUACCUCAACCAAGCAACGAUAAAGUUUUAAGUAGCCAUCAUUCCACGUACUACCAAAAUACUAAACAAACCCCUUACGGUAGCAAUAGUGAUAUCAAAUCUGAAUUCUCACAACAACCCGAAACUCAAGGUUAUCCAACGGAUAAGUCUUUCGAUUCUAACUCAACAGCUGCAACGAAUAAUGAGAAAUCAAUCGCGAACCAUCCUACAUAUUAUCAAGCCGCUAAGCAAUCUUCGUAUGGUGGAAGUGUUAUAAAAAAUGAAUAUGCUCAAACCAAUCCUGCUUAUGUGGACGAUAAAUCAUUCGAUCUCAGUGCUACGAGAACGCAACAAAUUCUAACUCCCGCCUGUGGUAAUGCUGUAAUUAAAACCGAAUAUAGUCCUGUAAUUAAAACCGAAUAUCAAUCAGCUGAUACUCAAAGCUAUAUGACUGAUAAGUCUUUUGAUGUUGCUUUACCGUCCAGUCCUGCAGAAUUUCCUUCAACAACCACAGGGGGAUCUCAAGAACUUCAACAACCGACUUCACAGCAGCAGCAACAGCAAAGUGCACAACAAUUUCGCUCAGGCAAUUUUGAACCGCCAAGUUCAAGUUCAGUGCUUCCUUCUAAUAAUCUUGGGGCAAAAGCCUCCAACUGGAAAUCAAAUGAAGCUCGCCGUCCAAAAACUUACAAUUGCACAGCUUGCAAUAAAUGGUUUACUAGUUCAGGUCAUCUCAAACGUCACUAUAAUACAACUUUACAUAAAAAUGCCGUCAAAUCUAGCGGCUUGCCGGAUCCAGCUACACUACCUAUGUCUGCUCAUCAUCAUCCAGCACGUGAUCAUAGUGGGAAAAUAAGUCGUGGACGAGGCGGUAAUGGAGCAGUAACACAACAACAGCAACCUCCUGCACCAGUUCAACCACCUGAUCCACCGAAUAGUCCGCAUGACUACGGUGACGGUGUCAGAGUUAGUGGAGCGCAAACAGCACGUUCGACUCAUUAUGCUGCCACACCUUCACCAACCAACGUAACUCAACAGUCUAGCAACUUUGGAACGCAAUCAUAUCAACACACCCAAUUUUUGCAGCAAGCUCAGUCAACAGCAAAUGUUUCAAUAGCAACGAGUCCUUUUCAGCAACAACAAACCCCUAUGAACGGUCACCCAAACGCGUUAGCAGGCCUCUCCGUCCCCACGAUACAGAUGCCGUCCUCCCAAAUGAGGGGCCUGCUGAACGCCAGAAUAACAGUAAACAAUUCAGUAAAGAAAGAGCUCAUGGAAGCGGAGGCGGCAAUGGAGGAGAGGGAUCAGAAACCGGACGUGACACGGCAGGAACAAGCAAUAAUCCAAAGGGAUCCUCAAAUGGCAGUGGAAGUGGAACAUCACAACGUUUGCAUGGUAAUACACGAGGAAAUACAGCAGUCGGUUACGAAGGUGGAACAGCAACAAGAACCAGCAGAACAAGCAGCAACGGCAGUGGAUCUCAAUGCGGGACACCACCAAGCAGUUAUAUCUCCAGUGGAGGACCAACAGCACACGCAUGUAACACAAGUACCGGAGGGCUUUCCCACACAACAAUCGUUGGAAACAGUCAUGGAUCGUCAUUACCUCAACACAACCUCCAGCAACAACAACCUACAAGCUCACUCACCGCUUACUAUCUUCCACCAACAAUACCCGGAACAGCUACUUCAGCAGGAGCAGCUCAUGGAGGACAACAUUUUUUCACACACACGAAUCAUGUCGCCGCAGCAGCCGCAGCACAAUAUAAUGGAAGCGCAGCCUUACAACAUCAUGCGUAUGGCUAUCAACCAUAUGCAGCAGCAGCAGCAGCCGGAUAUUACCAUUCCCACCACCAGUACGGGCAAUAUGCCGGCCAACCAACGCGGCCACCACACCCAGUUGCUGCCUAUGGAUCUGCAACUGCUGGUCAGUAUGCCACUUCCGCUGGACAAAGUCAUCAAUACCAAUAUCCCGCAACAGCUGCCGCACACCACGUCCAACAGCAACAUCAUCCCCUCAUUUCAACAGCUGCAACAGGCGUCCUCGGUCCAGGAACCUCAGCUGGACCCCAUACGGAAUUAUCACCACCCUAUUAUUGGUAACAAUGGCCUGCUGAACGCAAUUCCUGCAAACACUGAAAUCGUUCAUUUUGAUGAUUAUGGAGAUUGUCAUCAGCAAAUUGUAACUACCAACGAUGGCCAAAUAUUUCAUUUGAUUCAGUAUGCUCAAGCCCCCCAUAAUUCUUAUGUAACACAAGGGUCUCCACAAGAGGGUGAUUUGCCACCAUCAUCCACCAUACAUUGUGCCCAAGAGAAGACAAGCACUUUUAUUGUCGCUUCGCCACCUGAACAAUUGCCGAUUUCAAAUAAUCAAGUUAUGUUAGAAAACAACGUUAACAUGAAUUAUGAGAAUGAAGAGAACUUACGGCCAGCGUAUGGCGUCGAUAUUGUUUCAAACGCAAAAACCGCCAACAAAAUACCAAAAUCUUCUAAUGGGAAAGUUAGAAAAAAGCUUAGCUCGCCUAACAAAGAAACCGUAAUCUUAAAUAGUACGUUGUUGCCUAAUGGUCGUAUCAAAUGCUUGGAUUGCGGCAAGGAUUUCGCUAAAAUCUGCUAUUUAACGCAGCACCACAAAAGUUCUCAUUUCGAUUGCCGGAUCGUAUCGUAAUCAAAUCAAAUGUGGAAGCUUUUAAGUGACACAAAAGGCAAUGAAAGAACCGAAAGUAAAUUAUAUUAAAACAAACAAUAAAACAUUUAUUUAUACGCACAAAAGGAAAAGCAAAAGUAUGUUCCAUAAAUGUUCAAAAACAUUAUGCCAUACCUGCGAUUGUAACGUUCCGGUUUUUUUUUCGCAUUUUCAAUAAAUGAUAUGAAAACGAUUGUAUCUCACUCCCCUUUUCAUCUAGUCCUAGUUCAGUGUUUCACCAUGUCACACCAUCCUAUUACACAGUCCUUUUUUACUUUAAUC
This is a messenger RNA of Glossina fuscipes, 4994 nucleotides long. RefSeq lists its product as uncharacterized. Bases 846 to 4694 code for a protein of 1282 amino acids. NCBI's taxonomy places the organism in Eukaryota, Metazoa, Arthropoda, Insecta, Diptera, Glossinidae. The record is from RefSeq and is a predicted model, not a curated record. The transcript has 2 exons.